CAGGGCCGCUGGCAACCCAUUUAACGGCCAUCGUUAAACUGAAGAACUGAUUCCCACCUCCCUUGCUCAGAACUGUCUCUUCCAAGCUCUCUCUCCCUGCUGCUAUUAUUCUUCUUCAGAGACCUGAGUUUUGGUCUUCUCCUUUCGAUUAUCAAAUUGGUCCUACACUGAACUGCCAUCUUUUGCAUGCACGUGGAUGCUUGUUGCUCUGCUCGAAGCGGCUCAGCUCAGAAAGUCCCUUUUUCUCUUCAACUUCGAAGCGAUUACUUCAAAGAUGUGCUUCGCUUCACUGAUAGGAAUUGGGGCGGGGUUAUAGUAGAGGUAGAUUACGCUUGGGUUGCAGUCGCUUGGUGCAAGUUGAAGCUUGUGGUCAAGGUCGAAUAGAGUCUAGCUCUAGAAGUAUUGAUCGACUAUCACUGAGUUCAGGUUCGUGGUUUUGAGGUGUAGGAAUUGAGGAUGUUAAGUCUCUGGUGAUGCGACUGUACCUUCUUGGCUUCAUAACUAGCUUGACACAUCGAGGUUGUGAAUGUUUGACACACUGCAGCGCUGAGUUCUGCGGCGUUGAAGUUCCACGUGGUUGCGAAGAAUUUUGUGGCAUCUGUUACUGUAAGAAUGGGUGAAAUGGCUGCCCGAGCAGUGGACAGGAAGAGUGGGUCUAAGAAGGCGAAGAUGGCGCAAGAGGGGAAGUACCGGGGAGUGAGGAGAAGGCCUUGGGGUCGAUACGCUGCAGAGAUCAGAGAUCCUCAUACAAGGGAGAGGAGAUGGCUCGGAACGUUUGACACGGCAGAGCAAGCUGCAGUGGCUUACGACUUGGCCGCCAGGUCCAUGAGGGGUCUCAAGGCAAGAACCAACUUUGUGUAUCCAACGCACCAGACGUGUUUGAUGUCGGCCGCCCUGGCCGCGUCCAGAGCCUCUGGGCAGUCGAAUGGGGAUGGUUUCUUCGGAGGCACGAGCAGUGGUAAACAUGGUCGGAAAAUGGACUGGAGUAUGGCUUUGAUGCCUGGUGGGAAUGAUGAGAGUGUUGGUGUCCCUGGCCGCAGCAAUUUCAGAGUUGGGCUAAUGGAUACAAUGCCAGACCCUCACAGUGAACCGGCGUACAGGCACAUGUACGAAACAGUGGAGAGGCUGGCGAGCGCCAUCAGUGAUCCUCGACCGAGGAAUUCACCACAUAAAAAUGAUGACUUUCUGAGAAAGUCUGCAAACAGAGAGACGAUAGAUGACUCAAAAAGUUCUGAAACUCGAGAGCAGUGGGCUGUACAUGACGUUCAAGAAUUUAACCGCUGUCACGGUUUGGAGCAAAGUAUUGUUGAAAGCUCUGUGAUGCGCGGAGGACGCGGAUGUGUUACAGUUGAAGUAUCAUCUCUUGAGGGCAAUUGUCUCGGCGACCAACCAACUUCACACUACCAGGUAACGGUAUCUAAUGGUUCUACUUUAACCAGGAAUGAUGACCCACUUCGUAGCAGUGACAAUGCGCAGUCCUCGCGAGCCUCCUGCUCAUCAAAGUUUUACGAACAUUUGGCGGGUACUCUUUCCCAAGUAGUCUUCAAGUAUGUCAACGUUGAUAAGGAGCUCCCCGCAGUUGGUUCGAAUUCUGUACACAGGAGCCUCGUUGACUCCAGUAAUUGUUUUUUAACCACUGAGGUCUCUCACUCUGAAGACUCCACCACCUUACCUGUGUCGUCCUUUGUGGACACUGCGACUUCACUAGAUUCUGCACGGCUCCUCUCCAUACCAGUCGAGGCUCUGGAGCCAUGCUCUGGAGCUGAGAUGUUUUGCAACAGCCCCAUCUUCAAUCAAAACAACGAUAAAUUGCAGAGCAUUUUCCCAUCCACUGUUAGUUUUGCGAUGCACACCAACGACCAGCAAGCAGAUUGGCCUUGCAGCAAUUUAAACCAGCCCAGCGUGACCCAUCUCGACACAUGGAAUGGAGUCACAUACGAACCCUCAGAAAGCUGGGGUAAUUUGUGUGAACUUCCAGCUGUUUGGCAAUACUACGCUGAUCCUGAGAUGGUGGCGAAUGACAUGGAGGGUGAGAUGAUUGACGUGACGCACGAACUGGCGAUGAGGACGUCAAGUGACUGCCGGAACUUCCAGGACAAUGACUGUGGCGAUUGCUUCACGGUUGGAAAUUGGGAAUUCUCUCAUUGUGACACUGCAGAAUCCUCAAUGUCUGCUAUCAACGGUGACGAGUAUUUUUGUAAAGAUAAGUAUACCAAUCACGGGGACCAUGUGGACAUGAGUUCUUUCCGGAUUUGAUACGAGGACCAAAUGAACUACCAAUUUCCGGGGAUGAACUCGCCACGCUAGAAUCAGCUAUUGAAGUUCUCUAAACAGGGUGCACUUUCAGGAGCGUGAACCUCAGAGCUCCUGUGUCUGGAAUUGUUGACGCUCUUCACGGCUUUCUCUAGUGUACAUAUGAGUUUAGGAAGAGCUACAACUGAAGCUGUUGUGAUUUUACUAGUGUAUAUACUAAAUAGUACUCGGGAGUCACACUUGUAAACAAUGAAAAGACAUUUCAGACAUGUUUCGAGAGUCUGCCACUUUUUUGUCCGUAAUUCUCAAACCGUGGAUGCAACGAUGCAAGGAACACACACUUGGUCCAAGCAGCGACAGUGAUGAGCAGUGUUAUAGCACCGUCUGUUUCCAGUUACAACCCUACACUCCCGUCUUUCGUAGCUAAUCGAUUGUGGGAAACUUCUCAACUGUGGUAGACCUUGAGCUGCAGACCUGGAGACCAGUAAGCUUGCAGGUAGCAAUACAAUCGGAGGAAUAUGCCGUUAAAGUCCA
This is a messenger RNA of Physcomitrium patens, 2787 nucleotides long. RefSeq lists its product as uncharacterized. Gene Ontology annotation, biological process: regulation of DNA-templated transcription. NCBI's taxonomy places the organism in Eukaryota, Viridiplantae, Streptophyta, Bryopsida, Funariales, Funariaceae. The record is from RefSeq and is a predicted model, not a curated record. Gene Ontology annotation, molecular function: DNA binding; DNA-binding transcription factor activity.